GGAAUAAAGAAGCCCACUCUAACCGUCCUCCCCACCUCCAAAGAGGAGGGGCAGCAGAGUGGCGUCUCACUGGUGUGUGUGUCCAAUGGGGGCUUCCCGUCCACCUGGACGCUGGGCUGGAAGGUGGGGGGCAGCAGCAUGUCCUCAGGGGUGUCGGACAGCCUGGAAGUGCUGGGAGGGGACGGCCUCUACAGCCGCAGCAGCACGCUGAGCCUCUCUGCAGAGCACUGGCGGAGGGCGGGCUCAGUGAGCUGUGAGGCCACUCUGAGUGGACAGAGCCCCGUCAUCCAAAGCCUGGAGCCUGACCACUGCUCCGAGAGGUUUUUGUACAGCCGCUUAAUGAGUUUGUAUCACUGUGGUACACUUUUGGUGGAGGAACCAAACUCAUCGUUGACUCUCUCUGGGGGCUCGGCCACGCUGGCCUGCCUGCUCACCGGCUACUCCCCUCAGGGAGCGGUGGUCAGCUGGGAGGUGGACGGUACCCAGGUGACAGAGGGGGUCCUGACCAGCCCAGAGGAGGAAAAGGGCGGCCGCUACGGCAGCAGCAGCACCCUGAGCCUGAGCCGAGAGAGCUGGACGAAAGGAGAGCUGUUCUCCUGCAGGGUCCUCCAUCAUGAGCACAGGCAGGUCCAGUCCCUCCGGAGGAGCCAGUUGUGUUCUGCCGGCUAUCCUCCUGAAUUUGGAGAAGGAACCAAGCUAACAGUUCUGGGUGAGACGAUCGCAAAAGAAGAUUCACUGAAAGACAAAAAAGACCACGAUGUCACCCCACCAAAAGUGAAAGUUUUUCCACCCUCAAAAGCAGAGUGCAAAAACCAAAAGGACAAGAAUACGAGGAAGAAGACCCUGCUCUGUGUGGCCACUAAAUUCUAUCCGGACCACGUCUCUGUUGUCUGGAACAUUAAUGGGAUUGAACCGGAGGUUGGCGUGGCGACGGACAGCGCUGCCGUGCGGGAUGGAAAGUUCUACAAAAUCACCAGCAGGCUGAGGGUCCCUGCAGAAGUCUGGUUUGACCCCCAGAAUCAGUUCAGCUGUACUGUCAAAUUCUUCGAUGGAAAAGAUUACAUAUCUGUGACUGACUCAAUCUAUGGUGUAACAGAGGUUUAUCUGAAGAUCACACAGAAUGCCAAACUCUCCUAUGUUGUGUUUAUCGUGAAGAGCUGCGUCUACGGAGCCUUUGUCUGCUUUUUGGUGUGGACGUUUCAGGAGGCAAACGCCUUCAUCUUUUCAGAGAAGAAGGUCUGGGCUGUUGUUGAGGAGGAGGAAAGUAAGUGGGGCGUGAAACCUGCAGAGGAGCAGAGAGCGGCAGCAGAGCUCAGGAUGUGGUCACAGAGCAGCCUGCAGCUCCUGCUCCGUGCUGAGAAACCACCGAGGCGAAACCUUCCUCUGCACCACAACCUCCGGCUCUCCUCGCGCACCUGCAUGUGUGCAGCAACACCCACGCAAACACACAAACACGCUGCACGUGUGUUUAUGAUGGACUAUGAUGUUGAUGACACCUUUUCAACAGGCUCUUCCAUGAGCAACAAAGUCCAUCAGACUCCAGCUGACGCACUCCACAGGCCCGGAGAGGCAGCCGUCAUCAACUGCUCGCAUUCGAUUAACAGCUACGAUAGAAUUUUCUGGUACAAGCAAAUGAAAAACCAGAUUCAUCUCCUGGGAUACAUGAAUUCUCAUUUGGGAUUUCCAGAGAAAGGAGUAAAAGCGGCGAUAACCGGGAGCUCGAGUAAAGGCCGCGUGUGCACGAUAACAGUGGAGGACCUCGAGGUGAACAGCAGUGCGGUUUACUUCUGUGUUGCCGAUUACCACAGUUCUUCUUUCAGUAACCUGGUCCAUCAGGUUCCAGGUAACAUCCACAGCACAUCAGGAGGAACAGCUCAGAUCUACUGCAUACACACUAUCCCAAACUACAACCAAAUCCUUUGGUACAAGCAGUCGGGGAAACAGCUGCUCUUCCUCGGAUAUAUGCAUUACAAGGAUGGGUACCCAGAGGCCGGACAGAGUGUGAAGAUGGAUGGAGGAGCAACAACAGGCCAAAAAUGCAUAUUAACAGUUGAAGGGCUCAGUUUGAGCAGCAGCGCGGUGUACUACUGUGCUGCAAAGUUCCACACUGGCUCAUAUCACUCCUCCUCCAAACAAAAACCUGCCUUUCAUGAUUCUUCUUUGAACGACCAUGUUGACCAGAGUCCUGUCCACAUCUUGAAAAACCCAGGAGAAUCUGCCACAAUAAACUGUUCACACUGGAUUCAGGGCUACAAUCGGAUCCUCUGGUACAAACAAAUAGAUCAAGGGCAGCUUCAGUUUCUGGGACACAUGUUUGUAGACAUAUGGAAUCCUGAAGAUGGAGCAGACGUGACAGUGGAGGGGAAUGCCGAUAAAGGCAAAACCUGCACCUUAAAAACUGGACCUCUCGCCCCGAACAGCAGUGUGUUAUUUCUUUGUGCUGCGAGUCUACACAACGCUACAUAUUUCCUCUCCUCAUCACAAAAACCUCCACAUCUGCUCCUGUGUGUUACAGCCCAAGGGGCCUUUGCACCUGUAUCAAGCUUUUCUCGGCAGAUCCAGGUCGAACAGUUUCCCUUGGAUGUGAUAGAAAGGACCACCAGCACCAUUCAGCUUUACUGCACACAAAGCCUGAAGGACCACAGAGUGAUGCUGUGGUACAUGCAAACACCUGAGGACACGGCUCUGACACUAAUCGGAUUUGCAUACGGAGAGUUCGGAACCAACAGCGUGGAAGAGCCGUUCAGAAAACAUUUCAAAUUGUUCGGUAAUUUGAAAGAAGAUUUGAAAAAUGGCACACUUUCCAUAGAAAAUCCAAACCCGCUGAAGCACACGGGCACAUAUUUCUGUGCAACCAGGAUAGCACACCGUGUCAAGCAUCCAUACGCCCUGAACAAAAACCCCUCCUAUGGCCUCUUAUCGUCCUACUUCCAAAGGCAGGUUGAAGAGUGGCCCCCCCCAACCACCGCCAAACAUAUCCAGGUCAAACAGUUUCCCUUGGAUGUGAUAGAAAGGACCACCAGCACCAUUCAGCUUUACUGCACACAAAGCCUGAAGGACCACAGAGUGAUGCUGUGGUACAUGCAAACCCCUGAGGACACGGCUCUGAGACUAAUCGGAUUUGCAUACGGAGAGUUCGAAACCAACAGCGUGGAAGAGCCGUUCAGAAAACAUUUCAAAUUGUUCGGUAAUUUGAAAGAAGAUUUGAAAAAUGGCACACUUUCCAUAGAAAAUCCAAACCCGCUGAAGCACACGGGCACAUAUUUCUGUGCAACCAGGAUAGCACACCGUGUCAAGCAUCCAUACGCCCUGAACAAAAACCCCUCCUAUGGCCUCUUGUCCUAUUCUCCCGCUUACUUUGGCAGAGGCACCAAAGUCACUGUCUUGGAUUCGAAUAUCAAUAUCACCGAGCCGACCGUGAAAAUUCUUCGCCCCGCACAAAAAGAGAUCAGGAACAAACGGGACGACGCAGAGAAGAAGACCCUGGUCUGCGCGGCCACGCGUUUCUAUCCGGACCACGUCAGCAUCUACUGGCAAAUCAACGGGGAAGAUGCCACCGAUGGCGUGGCGACUGACCACGCGCCCGUCCAGGGGAACGACUCCUUCUACACAAUCACCAGCAGGCUGAGGGUCCCUGCCCAGAAAUGGUUCUCCUCCAAAACUAAAUUCACCUGCGCAGUCAGGUUCUUCAAUGGAUCUGCGUACAACUGGAGCAAUAAAACGAUAAGCGGGGAUAACGUUGGGUACAUGAGGCUCACACAGAACGCCAAACUCUCCUACACCGUCAUCAUCGUCAAGAGCUGCAUCUACGGGGCCUUCGUGUGCUUCCUGGUGUUGAAGCUU
Messenger RNA from Menidia menidia (Atlantic silverside), 3843 nucleotides. The record is from the annotation of a GenBank genome assembly. Lineage: Eukaryota; Metazoa; Chordata; Actinopteri; Atheriniformes; Atherinopsidae.